Tachysurus vachellii is the source of this 3585-nucleotide messenger RNA. RefSeq lists its product as uncharacterized. Gene Ontology annotation, biological process: cytoplasmic microtubule organization. The record is from RefSeq and is a predicted model, not a curated record. Bases 258 to 2369 code for a protein of 703 amino acids. The transcript is spliced from 17 exons. Gene Ontology annotation, molecular function: microtubule plus-end binding. Gene Ontology annotation, cellular component: nucleus; cytoplasm; microtubule plus-end. Lineage: Eukaryota; Metazoa; Chordata; Actinopteri; Siluriformes; Bagridae.
AUAUGAACAAGCCGCUGCAGUAUGGAGGAGGAAAGGAAAAUGAGAUCCUUAUUAUGAACAUUAGAGCGCUGGAGUCUUAACGAGCAAAGCCGCUCGUUUCCUCCGUAUAAACACGCAGGUCCAGUGGCUUGGUAAAUAAACAGAUGUUAUGUCCAGUAUUACUGUGAUGAAGAGCUGUUCACGCGUGAUACGCUCUCCUGGUUUUCUGGUUGUACUUCAAAAAUGAGAAAAGAAGUGACACUGAUCUGAAGGAGGAGAUGACUAAAGAGGAAGUGCUGAAGGAGCCCUCAGCAGAAGACGCAGUCCUGGACCAGUCCAGUGUUCAUUCCCACGUUCCUGCUCGCCCUGUUAUUCAUCAGGUGGCAUCCGUCCCCAUGCCCUCCGACUCCGACUUCUCUUUCUUUGACCCCAGUGAUCCCCAGUGUAGGUUGGUGCUGUUAGAUCCCUGUACCACAGUGCCUGAGCUGUUUGCGGUGCUCAGACAGUGGGUCCCUCAAGUGCAGAAGAACAUUGAACUCAUCGGUAACGAGAUUCUGAAGAGAGGGUGCGGUGUCAAUGACAGAGAUGGUCUUACCGACAUGAGCCUGCUGCAUUACUGCUGCAAAGCUGGCGCACCAGGCAUAGGUGACGCAGAGAAAGCAGCGAGUUUUGCCCGGAAGCUCUUAUCUCUGGGAGCAGACCCAUCUCUGCGCAGCCGCUGGACCAACAUGAGCGCCCUUCAUUAUGCUGCCUACUUCGAUGUUCCUCACCUCAUCCGUGUGGUGCUGCAGGCGUCACAGCCGGGAGAAGUGGACGCCACCUGCAGUGAUUUUGACUUCGGCACUGCCCUGCACAUCGCUGCUGCUAACCUCUGUACCACUGCAGUCCGCUGUCUGUUGGAGCUCGGAGCUAAUCCUGCAUUCAGGAACGAUAAGGGACAGUGUCCUGUAGACGUGGUGCCCGAGCCGCUGGACAUGCCUCUUGAGAUGGCAGAUGCUGCAGCUCAGGCUAAAGAGCUAAGGAUGUUGUUGAGGGAUGUUCUACCCCAACCCGUCACUCCUCGGCAUCUCGUACCCGGGCAUCCCUUCGACCUUCACUCGGAGAAGGCCCGAGCACAUCUCGCUAAUAUUGGCAUUCACCUUGGAGACAAGGUUGUCAUCGCUGGCCAGAAGGUGGGGACCCUGCGCUUCUGUGGCAGCACCGAGUUUGCCGGGGGUCUGUGGGCUGGUGUGGAGCUUCAGCAGCCGGAGGGGAAGAAUGACGGAUCUGUAGCUGGUGUUCACUACUUCACCUGCCGUAUGAAACACGGAAUCUUUGCUCCGCUUUCUAAAAUCAGUAAAUUCUCAGAGCGACGCCGACCCGUCCCUCGUCGAUCUGCUGCUCCUCUUCGCCCUCCUCGCCACAUCGACCUCUCGAGGGUCAAGUCGAAAGUCGACACAGGUGCUCUGUCACGCAGCUGCUCCACGUCAUCGUCCUCUCUGGACUCCCGACAAGUCUCUGCCCUCCAACCGCCGAUUCCUGCACCUAGACAGAGACGUCCCCUUCGUCCUCGGCAGGAACGGACACCUUCAAACUCCAGAUCUACUCCUCCACCAUCCUCGCAGUGUGGCAUGGCACGCAGCAGGACUCCGUCUGCCUGUAGCUCAGUCUCAGAUGGUCCCAUGUUGCGCUUGGGAGAGAGAGUUCUUGUGAUCGGUCAGAGGACAGGAGUUGUCCGAUUCAACGGCAAGACCGGCUUUGCCCCAGGUAUUUGGCUUGGGAUUGAACUGGAUAAACCCAGUGGGAAGAACGACGGCUCUGUCGGAGGCGUGAAGUAUUUCAGCUGCCCGCCAAAACAUGGAGUGUUUGCUCCGCCUUCACGAGUGCAGCGGAUCCAUGGCUCUGUGGACUGCCUGUCAGAACUGUCAUCCUCCCGAUACAAUCACACCCUUAGCGGUAUGCGUCGUAGUUUGAGCACUACUUCAGCCAUUGCCACACAGCGAGAGCCAAAUCGGAAGACUCAAGCUAACCGGAACUAUUUGUCCAGCACACGCCGGCGGUGGAGCUCUCUCAGUCACGCCUCGGCUGCAGCGUCUCCUCGGGGUUCAGGCACUCUAGGUGGCACCGUCAGCACUUCUAGCACGGAUGGCGCUGUCAAACUGCACCUGGGCAUGCAGGUCCUGCUCAGCAGUGCCAACGAAAUGGGCACCAUCCGCUACUUUGGCACUGCUGACUUUGCACCAGGCCUCUGGCUAGGCCUGGAGCUGCGCAGUGCUAAGGGGAAGAAUGAUGGUUCAGUUGGCUCUAGGCGCUACUUCAGCUGUCGGCCUCUCCACGGAGUCCUGGUGCGCCCGAGCAGGGUCACCUACCGCGGUAUUAACGGAGCCAAGCUGGUGAACGAAAGCAGCUGAGACCACAGGCUAUUAUCAUUUUCCCACCACUUUCACCUGUCUCAACUCUGCCAUGCUCUUUUUCUUCUUUAGUAAAUAAGCAGCUGGAUGGAUGGAGGGACAAUAUGCUGCCAGAGGAUGAGAUGAAGCACUUUGAAAGCACAAAGGACAGGGUUAUUAGUCAGCAAUUCAGUCUGUGUAAUGAGAUUUAUUGUGUGUUGUUUGGGUUCUGGAUGAUGUUUACUGGGGAAUUGAGUUCAGUCAUUUGUUUUCUUACUAGAGAAAGUUCACCUUGGAAGUGAGGUCAGUUAUUUAAGUUCUACUUAAUUAAGUUAUUAUUAAGUGAAAUGUGAAUGACUUAGUGAUUGUGAUUGUUUUUGGUUUGUUUGUUUUUCUGAGAGCUAAUUAUUUGAUUUGAUUUGUUGAGUGAAUAGCUGAACAGUAGCAAUUUGUAAGCACUUUAAGCAAAAUAUUGCGGAUUAUGACAAUGACUCAUCAAGCAGAAGUAAAUGGACAUUAAUAUCGUGUCAUAAAGCAUUUCUAAGGCAUUGUUUCUGAAAAUGCAUUACGCUUUAUAGCAGAAUCUGCUAUACAUUAUGAAUUGUUAACAUAAUGAACUGUAAGUAAUGCCCAUAGAAUGUUCUAACACAGUUGCCAUGGCAACCGAGCGCUUUUCAGUGUUCAUUUAAUGUGCUAUAAACAGUGUUAUACAUGUAUUAUAAUUACUGCUAUAAACAGUAAUGUCAUUUCAUAAAUGAUUCGAACAAUGUGUAUAAUGUCAUUUGAAUGCUUUAGAAGGUCAUUAUACCGUAUGUAUGGCCUUCGUAGAAAGUGUUACCGUAGGGUGUUAAUUUCUUCCUCUCCUUUCCUUCCUUAUUUUCCUUCAUGAUUUGUGAUAAAGGACAGCGCGUAGCCUGUGAGAAAGUUUCUUCCAUAUUGAGAACGAGGCCAAGAUCACAGCAUACACUAGCACUUUAAUAGUGUUACUACUGAACUCCUACACUUUUCUUUUCCCUCCCAAGAAUGAUUUUGAAAUCGUUUGCUGAGUAUAGCUUUAUGUUUAGUGUUGCUAUUUUUACUCUGACCAUGUUCAUUUUUGUCAUAGAAAGAUAUAAACGGAAUUCGAUCUUUCUCUCAAAGCGUUUGCCUAGUCAGAGUUCGCGAACUUACAUUUAGCAUUUAUCCUCUUUCAUUUGCCUUCUGAAUGUAUCUUCAGGAAAUAAAAUUUCCAAACGAA